Molecule: messenger RNA, 1134 nt
Organism: Syngnathus acus (greater pipefish)
Lineage: Eukaryota; Metazoa; Chordata; Actinopteri; Syngnathiformes; Syngnathidae
Product: coiled-coil domain-containing protein 180-like
Exons: 11
Coding region: 1-1068 (355 amino acids)
Source: RefSeq, a predicted model, not a curated record
AUGUCGGAGAGCCGCGUGGUUCCGAGCGGCAAUGUUUACCAGCAGCUCUUUGGUGAUCAGUGCAGCGCUAAAAGCAGGGAGCAUCCCGGCGCCGAGGAUAACGCUGGCCGAGAGGAUGACGGUGAAGGCGACGCGGAGGCGGUGGUCAGGCUUCCCGACGCCGUGGAGGCCCGGCACCAGUCGUGCGACAUCCUGCAGCGCGUCCACCAGAACAAGAAGAUCCAACACCAGGAAGCUGUGCGCCAUGUGCACGCGCAACUCACACACCUGGCGCAGUUGUGCGAGGAGCAAGUGAGGACCCACAGCGUGCAACUGAGGACCAAGCUGCAAAGGAUCAAUGCCUCUUUGCACAAGCUGGCGCAGGACAUGACGCACGUGCAGCAACGCAGCCUGCAGGAGGUGUUGUGCGUGUGGAGCUCGGUGGAGGCUCACAUGAAGGAGAAAAAGUCCAGCGUGUUGACCUUUGAACUGCAAGUCAACCAGUGUGAGCGACUGCGAGUCAACAAGAUCAGACCUGUUCUGCGGAGGUACUGCCACCUGCUGGAGAAGAUCAACUUCCUGCCUUGCACCAACACGCAUAUGCACAUCCACAGCCAGGCCACGAUGCUGAAUCAGUGCCUGCUGGCCAACCGGCGCAGCGCGGCACGCCUCCUGCUGCUGCUGCACGAGGAGGCCCUCCAGCAGGAGGCGCUCUUGCGCUUGCAGUGGGAGGAGUCGGUCAGCCAGUGGAGGCGGAGUCAGGCCGGCCACAUGCUCCAAGAGUUCAGGUUGUCGGUGGCAAGCGUGGACGUGUGGCGUCUGCUGUCGGAGCAGCAGACCUUCCACGAAGCGGACCAGAACCUGCGGCAGUUGUCCCAGCGACGCUGCGACAUCGUCAAGGGCCUUGGCUCCCUGGCCCCGCCCUCCCUCUCGGCUGCGCUGGUCUCCGAUUGGCUGGCGCAACUGACGGCGGUCAAUCAACAGAUCGACACGUGUCACGCCGACUUCCUUCAUCAGCUGCGUUGUCAUUACGAGCUGAUGUGGCAGGAUCGCGUGUCCCAAGUCAAGCGUUGCCAGGUCAGGGGCUAAGCCGCCGCCGCCGCUGCGCUCCAACGAGCUGGCUUGACGCCUUUCUGCCCGCAGGAGGUACUGUCU